Paramisgurnus dabryanus is the source of this 1532-nucleotide messenger RNA. RefSeq lists its product as uncharacterized. Lineage: Eukaryota; Metazoa; Chordata; Actinopteri; Cypriniformes; Cobitidae. The record is from RefSeq and is a predicted model, not a curated record.
UGAGAAAUUUCGAAAAUGUGUCUGUAGAUGUUAUGUAAAUCCAAAAAUGUAUGUACUUUUAUAUAGUUGCAUAUUGUAGAAUUAUAAUAAAAAUUUUAUUCAGUAACCCAUUCCCAAUGACUCUCCCUUAAUCCCUUAAUAAACAGCUUUGAACUUUAAACACUGUACAGUAUGUCACAUGAUCCUUUCACAUCCUUUUUUAUUCUACUGUAAAACCAGUAUCAGUAUGCAGAGAACACCAAGGAACCCAACCUAAAACUACACAAGAAGUACAUCCAGCAUUAGCACUGUUAAGAUGGGAGAGAUUAUUUAUGAUAAUGAUGUCAGCACUGAGUCUGAGGGAAUGAACAGACCGAGAACGGAGAUGAUGGUGCCAAUCUAUGAAUGUACAGAUUCUGUGAGAGAUCACGACUUCAGAACAGAAACAAACACACACCAACAACUUCAGCGUACAGGAAGUGAGUGUGUAAUGAACAGAAGAUACAGAUCAGCUACAUGUACAGUGUGUUUGGUGCUGCUGUGUGUUCUUCUACUGACUGCAGUCAUAGUGCUGUGUGUCCUGAUCAAUACAAACAAUCAACAGUGUCACAUCAAGACCAAAAAUAUCACAGAAGAGAGAAACCAGCUACUAACCAAAUAUACCAACAUCACAGAAGAGAGAGAUGAAUUAAUAGCCAAGUAUAAUAAUAUUACUAAACUAAAGGAGAAGCUGAAGGAGAAAAAUAAACUGGGGACACAACUUUAUGGUAAUAUCUUGACGCUACAGGAAAACAACACAAAUAUUAAAGGAUUAGCUAAACUGGUUGUGUUAACAGAUGGAUGGAUUUACUAUCAGUCCAGUUUGUACUUCAUUUCAUCUGAGAAGAAGAACUGGACUGAGAGCAGAAGAUACUGUAGAGAGAGAGGAGCAGAUCUGAUCAUCAUUAACAACAAAGAGGAACAAGAUUUUAUUAAGAAUAAUUGUGGUAAUGACAAACUCUGGAUUGGUCUGUCUGACAGUGAUGCAGAGGGCAGAUGGAAAUGGGUUGGUGGAAGCACACAGAGCUACAGCUUCUGGGCGUCUGCAGAGCCCAAUGGACGUAGAAGAGAGAACUGUGCUGUGUCUCAUUCAUCAGGGUGGGCUGAUUACUCCUGUGUAAACGCUUUUAAAUGGAUCUGUGAGAAGAGCACACAGCAAGUUUCUUCAGAUGUUUGCUUAUGCAGUAAAUUUUGAACACGCAUAUAAAGAUCAUUCUCUCUUAAGGAUCUUAAACUACAGUAUUUCAAGAUAUUCUAGUACAUUUAAAGAUUGUCAUGUAUUUAUUGUAUAUAUUUACUGUCUCCUGUAGUUUACACUGUUACACUGUGCAUUUCUAUAAAGGGCUUACCCUUAAUGCAUCUACUAUAGCAGUAUUCCUUUAAAACACCUUCAGUGCUUCAUAAUUCUCAUCUAGUGCUGACAACUCUUGAGUUUCAUCAAGGAAAUUCACACUGUGUGACCACCAGUGUUGACUCUUACCACUUUAAUUUUUUGUAACUUUUGAAUAAAGACA